Paramecium primaurelia is the source of this 543-nucleotide messenger RNA. The record is from the annotation of a GenBank genome assembly. Lineage: Eukaryota; Ciliophora; Oligohymenophorea; Peniculida; Parameciidae.
AUGACUAAAAAAUAUUAAAAAAUCACAAAAAACCCUAAAAUUAGAAGACAGAUAAUCAAAUUAAGAAAGCGAGGUUACACUAAUAAAUAAAUAUCAAAAAUUUUAAGUGCUUAAACAAAUACAAGAAUUACUGAAAAGACUGUCGAAAGCAUCAAAACUGUCGAAAGAAAAUCAAAAUUUUUACCCUAUAUACAAAAAGCUAUAGCACUAAUUUUCAAUUCAAUUCUAAAUAAACAUCACUAUUUAUUAACAAUAUCAAAUGAAAAAAUAUAAAGAAGAAGGGUGUCGUUACUUCUAAAAAAGGAGUUUCCGUAGCCCUUUCCUCUUUUCUCUUAACGAACUCAUUAAAAAUGUAUUAAUAAAAUUUUAUUUAAAAUUAAUCCUGACUUAUAAUAAACUGAUAAUAAUGAAGAUUCCAUUAGCUAUUCUUAAGAGACCUAAUCUUAAGUAUAAUAAAUAUUAUCACCAAGUAUAUUUAUAAAUGAUGAAUACUAAAUGAACUCAAUUUAAGAAGGGAUGACUGAUGAUUUAAAUUUUGAUUGA